Messenger RNA from Leptidea sinapis, 2856 nucleotides. RefSeq names its product ubiquitin carboxyl-terminal hydrolase 14 (gene Usp14). NCBI's taxonomy places the organism in Eukaryota, Metazoa, Arthropoda, Insecta, Lepidoptera, Pieridae. The transcript has 12 exons. The record is from RefSeq and is a predicted model, not a curated record. The coding region runs from base 153 to 1709 and encodes 518 amino acids. Gene Ontology annotation, biological process: protein deubiquitination; proteasome-mediated ubiquitin-dependent protein catabolic process; regulation of proteasomal protein catabolic process. Gene Ontology annotation, molecular function: cysteine-type deubiquitinase activity; protein binding; proteasome binding.
CUUUGUCAUUGUCAAUGAACGAAUGAAUUGCAAAGUCAUAACUCAUAGAUAGGUUGGAUAGUGGAUACCUACAAACUGUAAACGGUUUAUUUUAGUGCAGUGGUUUUGUUAUUUCCAGCUGAAUUAAAGAAGCAUUUACCAAAAUACACAACAUGCCUAAAGUUUCAGUAAAGGUAAAAUGGGGGAAGGAGUUGUUUCCCGGUGUGGAAGUGAAUACUGAAGACCUCCCAAUAGUAUUCAAGGCUCAAAUAUUUGCAUUGACUGGUGUACAACCCGAGAGGCAAAAAGUUGUGUGCAAAGGUGUCACUUUGAGAGAUGAUACUUGGGGCAACUUUGCACUAAGUAAUAAUGCAUUAGUGCUGGUUAUGGGCAGCAAAGAGGAGGAUGUGCCAGCAGCACCUGCCGAGAAGACCAAGUUUGUGGAAGAUAUGAAUGAGUCAGAGCUGGCUACCGCUCUGGAACUUCCAGAGGGUCUUGUUAACUUAGGUAACACUUGUUAUAUGAAUGCAACAGUACAGUGUCUUAAAACUGUCCCCGAACUAAGGAAUGCAUUGCUGGACUAUGAUCAGAAUUCAGGAGGCGGUACCGCCGGCCACCUGACGUCGGCGCUGUCGGACACGGUGCAGGCGCUGGAGGAGGGCGGUGCGGGCAGGUGUGCGGCAGCCGCUGCCAAGUUGCUGCACGCGCUGCACGAAGCGGCGCCGCACCUGGCGGAGCGCGGCGCCGGCGGACAGCUGGCGCAGCAAGACGCUUCCGAGUGCUGGACAGAGAUAGUGCGUGCGCUGCGUGUGAGACUCACGCUGCCUGAACCUGAGAGGCGACUAACGUUGAUGCAACCGCCCACGGACAUCCGCAACAGGGGUCAAGGGACGCUUUGCCGGCCUUUAAGCAAAGCAUUUAUUGAGAAAUACUUCGGUGGCACCUUGGAUGUGGAGCUCGUGUGUAGUGAAGCCCAAGAGCCGCCCACAAGGUCUACGGAGACAUUCCUACAGCUGUCCUGCUUCAUAUCCCAGGAUGUCAAAUAUUUACAGUCUGGCCUAAGAUCGAAAAUGUCGGAGCAGAUAACAAAAAUGUCAGAGACACUAGGAAGAGAUGCUGUGUACACAAAAACCAGCAAAAUCAGCCGGCUGCCUGCAUACCUUACUGUACAGUUCGUGCGAUUUUAUUACAAAGAGAAGGAAUCUAUUAAUGCGAAGAUCCUAAAGGAUGUCAAGUUUCCUCUUGACUUGGAUGUCUAUGAGCUGUGCACACCGGAUCUGCAGGAGAGACUGACUCCGAUGAGGAAUAAGUUUAAGGAAGUAGAUGAAGCGGGAGUACAGACAUCGCUCGGCAACAAAAGCCACGGCGACAGCAAACGAGAUCUCAGGAAAAAGAAAGUGUUGCCGUAUCAUUUUGAGAAUGAUGUCGGUAGCAACAAUAGCGGGUACUACAGACUGCAGGCUGUGCUCACGCACCGCGGACGUUCCUCGUCGUCUGGACACUACGUCGCGUGGGUUAAGCGGGACAAAACCUGGCUGCGAUGUGACGACGAUACGGUCUCCCCUGUUACAGAGGAGGAGGUGCUUAAGCUGAGUGGAGGAGGUGAUUGGCACUGCGCGUAUUUACUACUGUACGGACCCCGUAUUCUGGAGUUGCCAGAGGAAGAUGAACCCAUGGUGACUGAAGUGAUCGAGGACGCUACGGGGGCGCCCCCUACCGCACAAGCGUAGAGAUCCCGUAUCCAACAAGACGCACUAAACAAACCCCUAACAGGCCCCCUUUCUAUCUAAUACUUACGGCCGUUCCCAAUAUACUAUCAACAGAUAGAGAUAAAUUACUACCUUAUAGUGUCAGUGAAGCUGUCCCAAUAUACCCGAUAAGUCAUUAUUAUCGCCUUAUAUUGGUACGCGUGAAUUGCAAUUUCCAUACAAACUUCUAUCGCUGGUAAGCUAUACGUCCUCCAUUGACAGACAGCGUGUACGGAUAAGGUGACUUACCGUCGAUAAGUUUAUUGGGACAGAAAAGUCAACAACAGUUGCUAUUUUUUGAUCUCAAGUAGGCCACAACCGGAGAUAGACUGAAUAUUGGGAAUGGCCGUUAGAGGAGCCUAAAUCCCGAAUCCUUAAGUAAUAAUAUUACUUGUGCGCGUUAUGUUGAGACUCGAUUGGAAUUCGGCGUGAAAGGAGUAGCAGGCUCCAUCCGCUACCUCUUUCAUUUCUUCCUUCGAUGGAGCGAGUCUUACUGACGGCAAUACCAUUUUUAUUACCACGCGACCGUGGAAUUACAGCGCUCAGGUCUCAACUUACCCCGCACGGGUACUACCUAAUUUAUAUGUCGAGUAACUUUACUUACAACAAUAAUCAAUCGAUACGUGACAUAGGUUAUCCUUAGUUUGCAUUUAGCGAACUAACCUUGACUUUAUGAUUAUAUAGGUAUCUGAUCAGUGCAUUUCCUAAAACAGACGGACUUGGGUUACUUUUCAAGAGAGCGCAAAACUUUCUAUUUAUUAUGUGUAAUUAUCUAAGACUGUCAAAACGUGUCAAAAGUAUCUAUAUAAAUAUGAAAUAGUAAUUAAAUUAAUGCAUUCUUGAAAUAAAUAUCACAAGAAAAUGUAAAGUAAAUAUUCCAUGUCAUGUUAUUAAAGCCAUACUUCUAAUAAAGGCGGCCGUACAUUGACAAGGAAUGAGCAAGUAACUAUAGUAGAAAGUACUAUAUUUUAAUGUUAUUAUUUAUUUAUAUGAAACAUGUUUUUUUCAUUAUUCGUGAUACUCUACAUAACCUUUGCGAUUUAAGCGACGCAGCUUUGAUUAAGAAAUUAAACUAUGGGUACUGUAUGAUUGCCAGUCUAUCAUUGAAUUAAAGAUUUCCUACAAUUUA